This is a messenger RNA of Thyridium curvatum, 213 nucleotides long. RefSeq lists its product as uncharacterized. Lineage: Eukaryota; Fungi; Ascomycota; Sordariomycetes; Thyridiales; Thyridiaceae. Bases 1 to 213 code for a protein of 70 amino acids. The record is from RefSeq and is a predicted model, not a curated record. The transcript has 2 exons. Gene Ontology annotation, cellular component: endoplasmic reticulum.
AUGGCCCAGACCCCCGAGCAGCGAAGGCGCAACGCCAAGUUCGUCAAGGAGCAGGAGGCGCGCCGUGGCAAGUCCGAGACCGAGAUCAAGAAGCGGACCAAGGAUGUGGCCAAGUCGCCCAUCUCGCCCAUGUGGCUCGGUGUACUCGGCUUCAUCGUCUUUGGCGGUCUGGUCUUCGAGGUCUUCUCUCGCCUGUUCCUCGGCGGCCGGUAG